AUGAAGGUCGUCUCCAAAGAGGAAGAGGCCGCCCACUACCGCGAGGUCCUCAAGGGCGGCUCCAUCGGCGGCUUCCUCGGCCUCAGCGCUGGCCUCGCCGGCGUCGCAAUCGCAUCGCGCCGCUACACGGCCUUUCGCCAGCUCACCAUCCCCUUCCGCGCCUUCCUCGUCACCUCGACUGGAACUUUUGCCGCCAUCGUCAAUGCCGAGCGCUACUCCAACGACUUCCACAAGCGCAACAACCCCAUGAACUUCUACAAGGACCAGGCCCAGCUUGCCCAGGAGGCCGCCCGCGCCCAGGAGACGGGCCUGCAGGCCGCAAAGGAAUGGGGCCGCAGGAACCGCUACUCAAUCGUCUUUGCCUCGUGGCUCGCCAGCAUGGGCAUCGCCCUCGCCAUGGUCGGCCGCAACAAGUACCUCUCCACUUCGCAGAAGCUCGUCCAGGCCCGUGUCUACGCACAGGGGCUCACCCUCGCCGUCCUCGUCGCCUCGGCCGCCUUCGAGACCGCAGACGCAAAGUCCGGCUCGGGUCGCUGGGAGACCGUCAAGGUGCUCGACCCGGCCGACCCGGAGCACAAGCGCCUCAUUGAGAAGAAGGUGCACAAGGAGGAGUACGAGGGCCAGGACCUCUGGAAGGACAUGGUCGCCGCCGAGGAGCGCAGGAUAAACGAGCGCAAGCACGAGCACGAG
Microdochium trichocladiopsis is the source of this 690-nucleotide messenger RNA. RefSeq names its product mitochondrial hypoxia responsive domain-containing protein. Gene Ontology annotation, biological process: mitochondrial respiratory chain complex IV assembly. The annotation marks the transcript as partial. Lineage: Eukaryota; Fungi; Ascomycota; Sordariomycetes; Xylariales; Microdochiaceae. Gene Ontology annotation, cellular component: mitochondrial inner membrane. The record is from RefSeq and is a predicted model, not a curated record. The transcript has a single exon.